This is a messenger RNA of Penicillium expansum, 267 nucleotides long. Its product is annotated as KGG domain-containing protein. NCBI's taxonomy places the organism in Eukaryota, Fungi, Ascomycota, Eurotiomycetes, Eurotiales, Aspergillaceae. The coding region runs from base 1 to 267 and encodes 88 amino acids. The record is from RefSeq and is a predicted model, not a curated record. The transcript has 2 exons.
AUGGUUGACAACCCCAACCCCGGUAAUUUCCACAACCGACCUCACGAAGAGGUCGAGAAUAUUGCUCGAAAGGGUGGACAAUCUAGCCAUCACAGUGGAUUCGCCUCUAUGGAUGCCAACAAACAGGCGGCCACGCUUCACGUGGAAAAUUUGAGCCAGGAAGCCCGAGAGCCAAGGAGGCAGGUCGGAAAGGAGGUCGAUCCGCCCAUCAGCCCGAAGAAUAAGGAUGAUGACUUGAUCGCGUGGCAGGGGCUUCACUGCGGCUAG